Fundulus heteroclitus (mummichog) is the source of this 2708-nucleotide messenger RNA. RefSeq lists its product as uncharacterized. The coding region runs from base 70 to 2364 and encodes 764 amino acids. The transcript is spliced from 2 exons. NCBI's taxonomy places the organism in Eukaryota, Metazoa, Chordata, Actinopteri, Cyprinodontiformes, Fundulidae. The record is from RefSeq and is a predicted model, not a curated record. Gene Ontology annotation, biological process: DNA integration. Gene Ontology annotation, molecular function: nucleic acid binding.
CUUAGUUGGAACCCUCAAAAGGACCUCAUCGGUUACAAACACCGUCCCCUCAGUUAUGGGACAUUGACCAUGAGGAACAUCUACAAGGUUCUCGCCUCCCAGUACGAUCCCCUGGGUUACAUCUUGCCAUACACGACCCGUGCCAAGGUGAUGGUUCGUCAGCUGUGGGAGAAGCGGCGGGAUUGGGAUGACCCUCUGCUCCCUCUGGAUGUCCAGCAGCUGUGGGCACAGUGGGAAAGUGAACUUCAACUACUUCCCCAAGUUACCUUACCCAGACAUUACACACAGGCAGCUGAUGAUGCUUCAAUCAUCAACAGACAAGUACACAUAUUCUGUGAUGCUUCGGAACAGGUUUAUGGGUCGGUGGCGUACCUCAGGUCUGAGGAUAGUAAGGGUCAAGUACACCUAUCCUUUAUCCUCGCUCGCUCACGGGUGGCACCCAGGCGACAAUUGUCCAUACCCCGGUUGGAGCUUUCUGCAGCCCUAACAGGAGCCCAACUAGCUAAGCUGUUGAACGCAGAGCUUACCCUGAAGAUCGACACUACAACCUUGUGGACAGAUUCCACCACAGUGUUAAGAUGGAUCCUUGCAGACUCCUGUCGCUAUAAAGUAUUUGUGGGCACCCGAGUGGCCGAAAUUCAAGAGUUAACUGACUUGAAGUCCUGGCGUUAUGUCGAUUCAGCCAGAAAUCCGGCUGACGACAUCACUCGGGGUAAGACCCUAAAGGAUCUGUCUGAGCCGAACCGGUGGAACCAAGGACCCCCCUUUCUACUCCAGACUUCAGAUUGCUGGCCUACCGAUCCAGCCACCCCACUGGAAGAGGAACACACGGAGCUGCGGAAAUCAGUCUUUUGUGGUGUAACUUCAACGAUUACCUCCUCGAACGCCGACCCUGAAACCUAUAAGGACUGGCAGGAAUUGCUUGAGUCCACGGCCCAGACUCUGCAUACGGCGGAUGGCAAAGAUGGACACCUGAGUGCGGAGGACUAUCGCAAAGCGGAGAGACACCUUGUCAAGAGGAUACAACACGAUAGCUUUCCCGAAGAGAUCAGGCGUCUGAGUUCUGGCAAGCCGGUUGCUAACAACAGUAGGUUGCGUGCCUUAGCACCCCAGUUGGAUGAAGACGGAGAAAUCAGAGUAGGGGGUCGGCUGAGAUACGCGAAGGACCUGGAGCUAGGAGCGGUGCAUCCCAUCGUUCUAGAUCCGAACCACCCAUUCACCAGACUGUUAAUACAGGAUUACGAUCGACGUUUGUGUCAUCCAGGCCCUGAGCGAUUGUUUGCGGACAUACGUCGGAACUUCUGGAUACUGCGAGGAAGAGAAGCGGUUCGACGGUAUCAGUCCCGAUGCUCUGACUGCAGACGUUGGAAGGCCAAUCCUACCGUUCCUCAGAUGGCUGAUUUGCCCGCUGCGCGUCUCCGCCUCUUCAAACCUGCUUUUUACUCCACAGGGACAGACUGUUUCGGUCCAUUUCAGGUCAGAAUUGGGAGGCGCAACGAGAAACGAUGGGGUAUCAUCUUUAAGUGUUUAACUACCAGGGCAGUCCAUCUUGAUAUCCUCACUCACCUUGACGUUGACUCCUUCCUCAUGGCCUUAAGAAGAUUUAUAGCCCGUCGGGGUACGCCCUCGGAAAUCCUCUCAGAUCGAGGAACUAACUUCUGUGGAGCGGAACGAGAGUUACUUCAAGCCAUGGCAAAGAUGUCUCCGGACCUACAGCAGGCCCUCGCUAAGCAAAAGAUUGCUUUCAAGUUUAAUCCCCCUGGCGCCCCUCAUUUCGGCGGAGUGUGGGAAAGAGAAAUACGCUCGGUGAAAACGGCUCUGUAUGCCACCGUCGGGGCUCAACCGUUGCCCGAGGAGGUGCUGAGGACAGUUCUUGUGGAGGUGGAGGGAAUUCUGAACUCAAAGCCAUUAGGUUACGUUUCCUCCAGCAUCGCUGAUCCAGACCCAGUGACACCAAACCACCUGUUGAUGGGGCGGCCGGAUGGGUCGCUGCCUCAGGUUGUGUACCCUGCAACUGAACUUCCCAGCAGACGCCGCUGGCGGCACUCCCAGGCGUUGGCCGAUCAGUUCUGGUCCAGAUUCGUCAGGGAAUACCUUCCCAAUUUACAUGUCAGACAGAAGUGGCAGACCACCCAACCUGACCUGAGCGAAAAUGCUGUGGUCAUGCUCAUGGAUCCUCAACUUCCCAGAGCCCUUUGGCCAGUUGGACGAGUGACUAAAGUUCACCCCAGCGCUGACGGCCACAUCAGGUCAGCAGAUGUUCGAGUUAAAGAUCGAGUUUAUACUCGACCGGUAGCGAGGAUGAUUGUUCUUCCGGCAACACCCGAAGAGGCCGGCGGCCAUGAUUCAUCAUCAAAGACUUAGUUCAUCGCCUUUGUUUGAAACAAAUGUACUUCAUACAUUUGGGGGCGGCUGUUACAAAGGCUCUAGUGUUUAUUACUUUAGUUUGGGAAGGGGAGGUGCGCCACCCGGUGGCGAGUUCGAAUAGUACAUGCAGCAGCUGCAGAAGCACUGUAGCUCUGAGGGAGGAGACGUGCAGCUGCUGCUGACGGCUCCGGUUGGGGUCUAUGUGCGUUCCUGACUGAAUACCACACACACAUGCCCAAUCGUACCAAUACCCUACCUACCUCUCCAUCUCCAAGCCUACCUCAUACUGCAUGUUUGUAUUGCUGCUGAACUGCAAUUAAAGAGAGACUCAAACCAGAAAA